AGCUUUUGGCCACAGGAGGGCGCCCCGGAGCACGGGCCGGCCCUCGCCCCCGCCCCCAGUGGGCCGCUUCCCGGCGUCUCUCCAGGGGCCCCAGGCCCGGCCAGCACUCGCCCGCCUCCGGUCUGCGCGACGCCACGCAGCUCCCCAGGUCCCGCGCCGAGUGUUUUCCACGCGUGGCCUCAUUUAAUCCCAUCAACCACCCGUGAGCUAGUCCUCGCGAAUAAUCCCGUUUUGUGGAAAAGGAGAACAGAAUAGCAGCGGUAAUGGAAGCCCCAGGUGCUGAGUUCUUGGCACUGGCAGGUGCAUCACCAGCGUAGCGGCCGCGGGCAUGGUGGACACCGAGCAGCAGGAGGGCACCGUCCAGGUGCAGGGCCUCAGCCUCUUCUUCCGGGAGGCACGGCCGGGCGGCGGGCAGGCCGCUCGCUUCUCUGUGCUGCUGUUGCAUGGUAUCCGCUUCUCCUCCGAGACCUGGCAGAACCUGGGUACGCUGCGCAGGCUGGCCCAGGCCGGCUACCGGGCCGUGGCCGUUGACCUCCCAGGCCUGGGGCGCUCCAAGGAAGCAGCAGCCCCUGCCCCUCUCGGGGAGCUGGUCCCUGCAGGUUUCCUGGCAGCUCUGGUGGAGGCCUUGGCCCUGGGCCCCCCGGUGGUGAUCAGUCCAUCCAUGAGUGGCAUGUACUCCCUGCCCUUCCUCACAGCCCCCGGCUCCCAGCUCCGGGGCUAUGUGCCGGUGGCCCCCAUCUGCACCGACAAAAUCAGUGCCGCCGACUACGCCAGUGUGAAGAUUCCGGCCCUGAUUGUAUAUGGAGACCAGGACCCCAUGGGUCAGAGCAGCUUUGAGCACCUGAAGCAGCUGCCCAACCACCGGGUGCUGGUCAUGAAGGGGGCGGGGCACCCCUGUUACCUGGACAAACCGGAGGAGUGGCAUACAGAGCUGCUGAGCUUCCUGCAGGGGCUGGCAUAGGCCCCGCGCUCUGGCCGGGGGAGACACCUGCCUGCCUGCUGCCUGCUGCCUCGGGCCUCUCCCGCUCUCUCCCACCCCUCUCUUGGCUCUGGCUCAUCACAUGUGCACCACAGGUGUGUCUGUCUGUUGUUUCUCCGGGUUCAUGUCUUUUGGGGUCCGUGUCUUUUUCUGCUUCUUUCUUUUGCAGCGCCAGACUGAGGAGGUAAAAUCAAGAGCAAAAAACAGGAAUCAAGGGACGUAAUAUGCUGGAGGGUAAUCCAAGCUUCCACAGGCUCCUGCUGGCUCUCUCGCCUUCCUCUGCUCUGCCCAGCCUCCCCCUGCCUCCUCCUUCAGCUGCCCUGCAGGCCAGUCACCCCCACCCUUGCCCACCCCCUCCCGCCUGAGGCCACACGCACUUACAUGCUUGGAGCCUUCUAUACCUACCUGAUCCCAGAUACAGGUCUGACCCUUCACGGGAGCCGCUGCAUGGUGCAGGUGAUGGGGAGACCAUGCACCUUUUUCAUGGGCAGCUUUGCCCUGCACACGCACCCGUGCACACCUGGGCCUCCACACAGGCACUAGCCCAGGUCCAUGUGCACUUCUAACGCUGUAGCACCUGUCUGGGCCCCAUGGGCCCGCCCUUGCAGAACUGCUAUGCCUAGGGUGUGGCGGGCCCCCGGCUCUACUCACCCACUGGUUGCAGGUGGCCCCAGGGCCAGAACUGCCUGCCCCGGAGAGGCCGAUCUCCCUGCUUUCUCCCUGGCUUCCCGGCGCUCCCUUGCCCCGGGUUGUGCGGUCUGGGUCUUCUCAGCCCAGCUAGUGCCUUGCUUUGAGGUUUGGGGGAUGGAAAUAAAGCGAUGCAAUUAGACCCUUA
This is a messenger RNA of Oryctolagus cuniculus (rabbit), 1814 nucleotides long. It is a transcript of the gene ABHD14B, whose product is annotated as abhydrolase domain containing 14B. NCBI's taxonomy places the organism in Eukaryota, Metazoa, Chordata, Mammalia, Lagomorpha, Leporidae. The record is from RefSeq and is a predicted model, not a curated record. Gene Ontology annotation, biological process: positive regulation of transcription by RNA polymerase II. Gene Ontology annotation, molecular function: hydrolase activity. Gene Ontology annotation, cellular component: cytoplasm.